CCCACUGACAGCAACAUACGGAGCUAAAAUCUAGCGAAACUAUCGAGGCACUCUCCCUUGUGAAGCAGAAGGACCCCAUGGAGACAGUGGAGGAAUUGCUAAAACGCCAUGCAGAUCUUGUCAACUACAUGUACCGCGAGGAAAUCGUGGACAGUCAAUUCAUAACUGUUCUGAACAUGCGGGCAUUAGACGAGAAUCUCGAGAAUCCUGAUUUUUUUGGAAUGAUGGUUGCCGUGUUCCGCGAAGCUUCGGAUGCGAAAUUAGAAACAGCGGCCUCCGAAUUGCAGAAAGAGGACCCGAACUAUGAGAGAAUUGAUCGAAUUAUUGAGGACUUCCGGGAAACUUCCAUUUGCAUGGGUACUCAUGGUUUGGUCAGUACUUGCAACUCAUUUAAAACCUGCUACGAGGCCAAAAAUUUCGAAGGGUGUGUGAGAUGCUUUAAGCGUCUAGAAGACGAGUACUUAUUAAUCAAAAGUAGACUCGAGACACUUCUCCAGCUGGAGCAUCAGAUUGAUGCUGCUGGAGCAAUAAUCCCAGUCAUCGAGCUUCCAACCAAUAAAGUGAAGAGACCAUUCAACCCGAAGUGAAUUCUAGAGUUCAAAUCCUUGGAUAUCAUAGCCAGGACAUCUGGUUAUUUGGUUGUGUACUUGUGGAGUUAUGUUUUACUAUUGUGCUAAAAUUCGUUGUUCUGUAGCUAAAUGUUUGAUUCGACGUGGAGGUUACAACAAGGUUUUUAUGGUCUUUAAACUAUUUAAGUGCUGCGGUACCACAUAUCCGCAUGUUAUUAUUCCUGCAGGUCACUACAAUUUAGAG
Molecule: messenger RNA, 813 nt
Organism: Daucus carota subsp. sativus
Lineage: Eukaryota; Viridiplantae; Streptophyta; Magnoliopsida; Apiales; Apiaceae
Product: histidine-containing phosphotransfer protein 1
Exons: 6
Coding region: 78-587 (169 amino acids)
Biological process (GO): phosphorelay signal transduction system; cytokinin-activated signaling pathway; phosphorylation
Cellular component (GO): cytoplasm; nucleus
Molecular function (GO): protein histidine kinase binding; histidine phosphotransfer kinase activity
Source: RefSeq, a predicted model, not a curated record